Messenger RNA from Lacerta agilis (Sand lizard), 1168 nucleotides. Its product is annotated as ankyrin repeat domain-containing protein SOWAHC-like. The record is from RefSeq and is a predicted model, not a curated record. The transcript is spliced from 11 exons. Bases 383 to 1072 code for a protein of 229 amino acids. Gene Ontology annotation, molecular function: protein binding. NCBI's taxonomy places the organism in Eukaryota, Metazoa, Chordata, Lepidosauria, Squamata, Lacertidae.
CGCCGCCCCGCCCUGGAGGCCGUCGGGAGUGGAUUUGGGAUUUCGCAACCGGCGGCACCGGGAGGAGGAGGAGGCUCCCGGGAGUUUGGAAGCGCCGCCUGCUGGAUCCUGUGGUGGAUGCGCCGCUCCGGCGUGACGCUCCUCCGGGAAGCGCCCCGACGGGCGGGGAAAAGGGCCGGGAAGUCGCCGCCACCCUGCCAACCUCCUCGUGCCCCUCAUCGACGGAGGGACCUUCCCGGGAGACGCCAUAAGCGGGAGAAGAGUCUUACUGUGGAGACUGUUCCAAAGUGGGAGGGCGGCACAGAAGACCAGCCCCCAGUGGGACAUCUGUCCAGCCGUCCAGUUGCUGUGGGACUUCUGAGAGUCUCUGUGCUGGCGAGACAUGUCAGCCCCUCAGAUCCUGGUCACUGUCUGCGAUGAUGGGGCACCGCCCGAGUCGGACCGAGAUGGUGCAGACGAUGGGGGUGGCAAUGGCCCGGGGGUCCCCAGCCCAGUGGCGCUGGAGCCCCUGGAGAAGGAGUGGCUGCAGGCGGCAGCCGGGGGCCACGUGGCCACCCUCAGCCACCUGCUCCAGCAGGACCCCAGCCUCGCCUCCAAGAAGGAUUUCACCUCGUUCACAGCCCUCCACUGGGCAGCAAAGCAUGGCAAGGAGGAGCUGGUGACCCUCCUCCUGGGGGCCGGGGCGGACAUCAACAUGAAAGCGGGGGGCUACACCCCACUGCACAUUGCAGCUCUGCACGGCCACCGACAGCUGAUGGAGUCGCUCAUCUGGACCCAUGGUGCCAACCAGGACAUCCGGGAUUACAGCGGCCGCCUGGCCAAGCACUACCUCUGCGUGGAGACCCCGGAGGGAGCCCCCACCCCACCCCAGCUGAGCCCGAUGCGGGGGGAGCGGAGCCGGAACCGGAAGCUGGCCUGCCUCCUCUUGCCCAGGAGCAGCCACCCAGCCCAGCGGAGAUGGGGCUCGGCCAACGACUUGGCGGAAGAGGAGGAAGAGGAGGAGCCCCAGGAGACCCCCCAGCACCUGGCAUCCCCAGGCAGCUACCGGGCUGUGCGCAAGUUCUCUCGAUAGACAGACAGACAGACAGAUAGAGGCACCUGGACUCAACCACCUCUCUCUGAGGGAGAGGCAGUGGUGGUGCAGUGGUUAGAGCAUUGGAGCAGGACC